CCUCGGGCAGAAUUUUUCAUUAGUAGAAACUGAACCAUAAAAAAUGGCGCGAUAUCAGAGGAGGCAGGUUCAGUGAAAAUUCAAUUGUGGGCUAAUCGUUUUUUUUUCGCACUUUUACCGAAUGAAGUCGCGAAAAAAAUGGUUUAAUAAAUACCGUUGCAUUGAGAGGGCAGCAAGUCAGUUUGAAGUGCGUCAAAGUUCAGAAUGAAGGCGGUUUCGAUUCUAGUGGUGGUGUUCGGUAUGGCAGUGUCGCUGGUUUUAGGACAAGAGCCCGACUAUUCGUACGGUCCCAACGGUGAGUCUGAGUGGGGUAACAUGUACCCGGAGUGCAAUGGAACUAUGCAGAGUCCCAUACCGUUGUCGGCAAUGACGGCCCGCCCGGGUUUCGAGACGCAGCCACUGGAGAUAACCAACUAUCAGCUGGAUCCCACUCAGGUUAUUGUCAACAACGAUGGAAAGUUGGCCAUUUACCGCUUUGAGUUUCCUGGUGGUGAAAAUGUAACCAUCCGUGGAGGCCCUCUACAGGGAAUAUUCCAGUUCGACAGUCUACACUUCCACUGGGGUGCAGCAUCUGAUCGCGGAUCGGAACACGUGAUCGAUUCCAUGACGGGUAGGAAGCGGUUCGCCAUGGAAAUGCAUUUAGUAUUCUUCAAUCAAAUAUAUGGAUCUUUCCAAGAAGCUGCUCCGUCGGAGAACGGCCUUGCCGUUUUGGGAAUUUUCUUCACCAACAGCACCCAGGAGCCGGAUUAUGGAUGGAUUCCCGCGUUGAACGAAGUACGAACGGCAGGAACGCAAUACACCCUUCCAGAUCCGUCGGUAUUCAACAUCAAAGGGCUGAUCGGAGCUCGUAGAAGACCAUACUUCUCCUACCAUGGAAGCCUGACCACUCCCGUUUGCUACGAGACGGUGAGCUGGUUGGUACAAAGAAAGCCACUGCAAAUUUCUGAGGCCCAGUUGGACACGUUCCGAUCGUUGCGGGAUUCGGAUGGAGAACCUCUGGUAGACAAUUUCCGAUCGUUGCAACCUGUGAAUGAUCGACCGAUUUUCUUGUAUCGAUGAAUUGCCAGUAAUAUUUUUUGAUGGAAAACUGAUAGCAUUUUAAUGGCCUUACUCUUCAUAUAUGUAAAAUUGAAUAAACAAAAUCAAUGUACGUAA
Molecule: messenger RNA, 1155 nt
Organism: Aedes aegypti (yellow fever mosquito)
Lineage: Eukaryota; Metazoa; Arthropoda; Insecta; Diptera; Culicidae
Product: carbonic anhydrase
Exons: 3
Coding region: 205-1059 (284 amino acids)
Cellular component (GO): cytoplasm
Molecular function (GO): carbonate dehydratase activity; zinc ion binding
Source: RefSeq, a predicted model, not a curated record